AUGGUCAAGAAGACCAACUCCGACGCCACCGACUUCGACAACCAGGUGGCCAGCCUGGACAUGGCCCUCGAGCUCGACGACGAGGGGGACGUCUUCAUCGCGCAGCGCGAGUUUUGGGCGCGCCUCCGGACCCGUCUCUCCGUCAACAAUGCGUCCCAGGGGCUAGACGUCCUGGACGCCAUGGCCAUGGACGUCCUGUCGGGUGGCGACGCGCGCCGCCUGAACCAGAUUCUCGUGAUCCUGCCGCACCCCGACCAGAUGCAGGCCGGCGAGCCUGCCGAGCACUCCGUCCUGUCGAUCCCGCUGCCGGCGUUGGUGUCCAUGCCGGAGCCGCCGUCGAAGAAGAAGCAGAAGGCCGCGACCAAGAAGAAGGCCAAGGCCUACGACUUCCGCUUGCCUGCCUCGGCGCCAGCGCGUUCGAAGCUCGACCUGGCCGCGCUCGCACAGCGCCCCUUCAGCAGGGGCCUCGCUCCGUUCCGUCUCGCUUACCCCUGGCGCAAGCAACGCUGCUGGUACCCGCCUUCGGAGUUCCGCGAACUGCACCUCCUCCACUACCGUGCCAACAUGCGCUCCCGCGAGUUGUAUCUCCAGGUGGCGCUGUACGCGCCCUCCACGAACCCCGACCAGUGGCGCAAGGACAAGAUGAACGCGUGUCUAGCACGCAACGAGCUCAUCAGCUACAACGUGGAGGAGCGCGGGUACUUCGACUUCCUCAACGACUUCGAGAACAGCGCCCACGACACGCUCCUGUGGUUGGGCGGCAGGGCGGCCAAGCACUCGGGCAAGGGCAAAGCGCUGGAGGACCUCGGCGUUGUCCUGAGCAAGGACAAGACCCUCUACGAGCGGACCAUCGAGCGCGCCCUCGACCCCAAGAUCGUCGAUGAGGACGGCUACGCGUCGAUCCCUGAGCUGCUCGAGGAGGCCGAGCUCAUCGACACUACGCGCCCGGCGCACCUGCGCCUCUCCGACCGAGCGCUGGCGCGCAUCAAGCUGGAUGUCCUCACCGGCCCGGCGCCCGUGCCCUCAUGGGUGGGCAACCGCAACCGAGGACCAUGGAAGGCUCUCCUCUCAGACACGUCCCUUCAAGACACGGUCAAGGAGGUGGCCGAGCUCUUGGAGUUGGGCCUGAAGGUUGCCGUGUACAACAACUUGAAGCCGUUCAACCCCGACGAGCAAGGCGACGACGACUCCGACUUCGAGGACGAGGACGAGGACGGUGUCUUCACGGCGUUGCCUCCGACGCCUCCCGUGCUGUUCCGAGCUCCAGCCGCCAAGCAGCGAGCGGCCACUCCGUCCAAGCCAGGGGUUCCGGUUUCUCGCUCCAGCAAGUCGGGCGAGGCCGAAGACUCCAGCGACGACAAGAAGAAGCCGGCGGCCAAGGAUGAUAGCGACGAGGACGACAAGGCCCAACCCAAGACCACCAAGGCCCCGGUCGCGGCCAAAGAGACGCUGCCGGGCGUGGAAGCAGACGACGACGGCGAGUUGGCGAGCGAGCCUCCAACCAAGAAGCUCAAGUCGCGUUCCGCAAGCGUCGACAAGGCCAAGUGA
This is a messenger RNA of Phytophthora sojae, 1548 nucleotides long. RefSeq lists its product as hypothetical. The transcript is spliced from 2 exons. The record is from RefSeq and is a predicted model, not a curated record. NCBI's taxonomy places the organism in Eukaryota, Oomycota, Peronosporomycetes, Peronosporales, Peronosporaceae. Bases 1 to 1548 code for a protein of 515 amino acids.